This is a messenger RNA of Hemibagrus wyckioides, 1483 nucleotides long. It is a transcript of the gene eri1, whose product is annotated as exoribonuclease 1. The record is from RefSeq and is a predicted model, not a curated record. Gene Ontology annotation, molecular function: nucleic acid binding; 3'-5'-RNA exonuclease activity. The transcript is spliced from 7 exons. Lineage: Eukaryota; Metazoa; Chordata; Actinopteri; Siluriformes; Bagridae. Gene Ontology annotation, cellular component: nucleolus; cytoplasm. Gene Ontology annotation, biological process: exonucleolytic trimming to generate mature 3'-end of 5.8S rRNA from tricistronic rRNA transcript (SSU-rRNA, 5.8S rRNA, LSU-rRNA). The coding region runs from base 146 to 1141 and encodes 331 amino acids.
UCAGUCACAAUAAAACAGAUAUUUGGUGGAAUUUGUAUUAUGUUAUAAACACUUAUCUGUAGGCUGUUAAAUCAUUUGUAUCUCUGUCUGUCAGGAUAAGGCGCGAAACAGAGCCAUGUCCUCGCGCUGACGGAGUAAAGCAGUAAUGGAGGAAAAGUGUACAAAAGUCCUUCUUAAACCUGAUAUAAGAGAAUGUGGGAGUGAGCAGGGGGACCAGUCUGAGUCUGAACAGAAAAAUGGCUCGUGCAAGGAAACAGCGCGUGCAGACUUCAGUGACCCGGUGUAUAAAGAGAUCUCUCUGGCCAACGGUGCAAUUAACCGCAUGAACAGAGAUGAGCUACGAGCUAAAUGUGCUGAGCUCAAGCUGGACACCAGAGGUGUGAAAGAUGUCCUGAAGAAGCGUCUUAAGAACUACUAUAAGAAGCAGAAGCUGAAGCAGUCUGCGGCGGUCGGCUCCGACGAAUCGUAUUACGACUACAUCUGCGUGGUGGACUUUGAGGCUACGUGUGAAGAGAAUAACCCACGACACUUUGUCCACGAAAUCAUAGAGUUCCCCAUGGUCCUCAUCGACACACACACUUUGGAGAUUGUCGAUUCGUUUCAGGAGUAUGUGAAACCCCAGUUAAACCCACAGCUCUCCGAUUUCUGUGUGGAGCUAACAGGAAUAACACAGACAAUGGUGGACGAGGCAGAUCUGUUCCCUUGUGUUCUUCACCGAGUGGUGGCCUGGCUGCAGGAGAAAGAGCUGGGGACCAAAUACAAAUACACUCUGCUAACAGAUGGGUCUUGGGAUAUGAGUAAAUUCCUUUACACACAGUGCCGCCUGAGUCGACUUCGAUAUCCUCCAUUUGCUAGAAAUUGGAUUAACAUAAGGAAGUCUUAUGGAAACUAUUACAAGGUGGCUCGAAACCAGACGAGGCUGAACUGCAUGUUGGAGAAUCUCGGCAUGCAGUACGAGGGCCGACCGCAUUGCGGCCUCGACGACUCACGCAACAUCGCCCGUGUUGCCAUCCGCAUGCUGAAGGACGGCUGUCGGCUGCGGGUGAACGAGCGUCUGCACGAAGGCGAGCUGCAGAACGUGUCCAAUACAACGGUGUUAGAAGGAGCUCCACCUCCUCAGUACCCCAAAAGCAGAGGCUAAUUCAACAGCGUAUUUGCUUCCUUUUUUAUAUCAGUGAUCAGGAGUGGAGAUGAGCAUCAGGGCUGCCUUGUGCUGGCUUUCGGGACCUUUUUCUAAAUCGUUUCAUUUGACUGAGCAGUGCCCUUUGUUUACUAAUGCCAAUUUGUAACAAUAAUAAUACUACCCAGACCAAAUCAUUGAUGUGUGGCUUCAUUUUUCACAAACACAUUUCACAAAGAUGUAUUAAUUCUGGGAUGAUCUCCAAAUGCAUUUUUUUUUACUCUUUAGCAGCAAACGUCCUGAAUUUUCGGUUACAUAAGGUGCAUUAUUUUUUACAUAACAAUAAAGUGCCAUUCCAGUUUA